AUGGGUCUCUGGUCUCAUCGCAGUUCCUCCUCUGCAGCCUCUGUUGCUUUACUGCUGUUGGUCUGUCUUCUCCAGCAGACCAAUGCGAAUGAUGAUGGGCAACUAAUCAGCAACAGAUUAAAAGGGGCGAAUGGCUGCAAUUACUUCCAAGGCAGUUGGGUUUACGAUGAUUCCUACCCGCUCAACAAUUCGUCGCAGUGUCCUUUCCUCGAGCAUGAGUUCACCUGCCAGAAGAACGGCCGGCCGGAUCACAUGUAUCUCAACUAUAGAUGGAACCCCACUGUUUGUCACUUGCUAAGGUUCAACGGUGAGGAUUUCUUAAGGAGAUUGAGAGGGAAAAGCAUCAUGUUCGUAGGGGACUCGCUCAGCCGGAACCAGUGGGAAUCACUGACGUGCUUGCUCCACACUGCAGUCCCACACGCCAACUACACACUCCAGCGACAAGACGCCCUCUCCAACUUCACUUUUCCGGAGUAUGGAGUUUCAGUGAUGCUGUACCGCAAUGUGUAUCUGGUAGACAUUGUAAAAGAGAAGAUUGGCCGAGUUCUGAAACUCGACUCGAUUGAGGGAGGCAAGACAUGGAAAGGCAUGGAUAUGUUGAUCUUCAAUACAUGGCAUUGGUGGAACCGCAGGGGCAGCAUGCAGCCAUGGGACUUCAUUGAAGUAGGGAACAAGAUUUACAGAGACAUGGAUCGUAUGCUUGCUUUUGAGAAAGCACUUCUCACUUGGGGUGGAUGGGUCGAUUCCAGCAUUGAUCCACUGAAGACGAGAGUCUUCUUUCAGGGAAUUUCUCCAUCCCAUUACAAAGGCACCGAGUGGAAUGAGCCGAAUAAGAACUGCCUUGGACAGACGCAGCCUGUGAAUGGGUCUACAAACCCAGGACCAGGAGCUUCACCUCCGGCCUUAUAUGUGCUCAAGAAUGUGUUGAGGAAAAUCUCCAAACCUGUCAAUCUGCUUGACAUUACUGGCCUUUCGCAGCUGAGGAAGGAUGGCCACCCAUCUAUCUAUGGCUUUUCUGGGAAAGAGGGAAUGGACUGCAGCCACUGGUGUCUGCCUGGUGUUCCUGAUACUUGGAACCAACUUCUAUAUAAUGCUCUUAUACAUUGA
Messenger RNA from Nelumbo nucifera (sacred lotus), 1107 nucleotides. RefSeq names its product protein trichome birefringence-like 41. Gene Ontology annotation, cellular component: Golgi apparatus. NCBI's taxonomy places the organism in Eukaryota, Viridiplantae, Streptophyta, Magnoliopsida, Proteales, Nelumbonaceae. The record is from RefSeq and is a predicted model, not a curated record. Gene Ontology annotation, molecular function: O-acetyltransferase activity.